This is a messenger RNA of Alnus glutinosa, 2387 nucleotides long. RefSeq names its product multiple organellar RNA editing factor 8, chloroplastic/mitochondrial-like. Lineage: Eukaryota; Viridiplantae; Streptophyta; Magnoliopsida; Fagales; Betulaceae. The transcript has 4 exons. Gene Ontology annotation, biological process: cytidine to uridine editing; mitochondrial mRNA modification. The coding region runs from base 99 to 827 and encodes 242 amino acids. The record is from RefSeq and is a predicted model, not a curated record. Gene Ontology annotation, cellular component: mitochondrion.
ACUGCAAUACAAAUAAAACCCCCAAAAUUUGCACACCCUUCUCUCUAGGGUUUUUCCGCUUCUCGGGAAUUCUAUCUCUGAUUCUCUGCGCAACAACCAUGGCGAUACACUCUCUCUCUCGCUCUCUCCCCAAAACCCUAACCCUAGCCUCCUUCCUCUCCCGCUCUUUCGCCACCUCCAACGCUGCCGCUUCCUCUCGCUCCGCUAUCUCCUCCCUCUCUCUCCUCCGCCCACUCGCCGCCGCCGGUGUGGCCCUCCGCCGUGUCUCUUUCGCGGCUCCGUUGAGAGGAUUUGCGACGGGCGCGACGUCGUCAUCGCUCAACGAUCCGAACCCCCCCACGUGGUCGAACCGACCCUCCAAGGAGAUAAUGUUGUUCGACGGUUGCGAUUUCGAGCACUGGCAGGUCUUUGUGGAUAACCCCAAAGGCAACCCCACCAGGGACGAGAUCAUCGAUAGCUACAUCAAAACCCUAGCCAAGGUUAUUGGAAGUGAGGAAGAAGCAAGGAUGAAGAUCUACUCAGUUCAUACUGGAUGCGUAGGGUUGUAUGCAUUUGGGGCUCUUGUGUCUGAAGAAAUAUCAUGCAAGCUUAAAGAACUGCCCGAAGUCAAUCAUGUUCGUGCUGAUUUUUAUUGGGAUUUAGAGAACAAAGAAUAUGAAGGUGAACCUUUCGUUAAUGGGUUUGCAGUUCCUUAUGAUCCUAUGUACCAUGUGGCAUGGAUGAACAACAAUGGUCGGAGCAAUGACAGACCUCGUAGUUUUGAUAGAUCAAGACAUUUUGAGAGGUGGGAAAACAUGCAGAAUCGAGAUUUCCAAAAUAGGCCUUGAGAUACUGAUAUUGCAAAAAUAAAAAAUUUGAGAUUAUAAUUACAAAAACAUUGAUAAUUGGAAAGGUGUAAGUGAAGCUUUUCAAAAAAAAAAUAUGAGACCAAAAAGAGGCAGGACAUUAAAGGUGGCCUAAAGAAGAAAAUGAUUUAAGAAUUAAUGUUGCCUUUCCAAACUUUAACCAAAAAUUAGCUAGAAAAUAUAUUUUUGUUAUUUUAACUACUAUUUUAACAAACUUUCUAUAUUAAACUCUUCAAAUAUUUCUCUAUAUUAGCUAAAUAUUACUUUUUUAUUGGUUUUAAGCAAUUACUCCUAAUAAAUGAGGAGAUAAGAAAAGUGAAAAGUAAAGUGAAAGGGGGUAGGAAUUCAAAAAAUUGAGGGAAAACUGCAAUUUACCUCUAUGAAGUUGAAAUGAAUCUGCAGUCCUAGUACUAAUGUUUGGAUUGCAUCAAUUGCAACCCAUAAAGUUUAAGAAAUUUGCUUUGUUCUUGUAGGUUUAGGUUCUCGUGGGUUUGUUUGGUGGGCUUCUUUCUUUCUUUUUUUGGGCUUUUUUUUUUUUUUUCGAUUUUCAGCUUUGCGUUUUCUCUUGUAUACUGUCGGUGUACUAGGGGCGCCUAACGCUUUUAAUAAAGUCAGUUUAUUACUUAUCAAAAAAAAAAAAGUUUAAGAAAUUUGCAAUCCAUCUCUUUUCGUUCAAUUGUACCAACUGAAGAGACAAAAGUGACCUCGCAAGCCGUGGACAUGCCUUUUUUAGACAAUGGUGAACAAAAAUGCCCUCAUUUAAAUAGUACUGUUUUGGUUCAAAAAUUUCAAAAAUUUAUCAAAACACUUUAGGUCUCUCCAAACUGUGGGAUAUGAAUUUGGGACACGUGUCCCUCCUUAGAGCUGUCGGAGAUUGUUGACAAAAGCGGCGAUGCGGUUGUUCGAGCUUAGAUGGCCUAAAGUUUGAUCUUUAGCUCUUGAGCGAACUGCGAGAGUUUUUCUUUAAUCGGCCUGCUUUCGACGGCAUACUCUUCUGGCAUGACAGCAAUGACUCGGAGAACCAGUGUGUUGUUGUUGGGUUUGCAAGUGUUGGAUGAUGAUGAUCUUUCGGCCAGUUCUCUCAUAAAGGAAGCGUAUUGGCCACUGAGUCCGAUGUCGAAGUCGACGACGUGGAUGAAGAUAAAGCAGUGGAGAGCUUCGAGGAGGGCUUGGUGUCAUGGGGAAUUCUUUAUAAGGCAAGGAAUGCAGUUUGAGGAAGGAAGCAUGAAGCAUAAAACUGACAUGGAGACUAAAGGAGGAGAAGAAGUGCAGGAAGUCUGCCCCAUCUCCAGUACAAAUGGCCGCCUUUGCAUGAAGCUCUGCAGAUUGUGCUUUACAGCUGUAAUCCGGUUUGAUGGUUGAGCAUGUGGAAGUUGUUCAGCAGUCUUAUUCUUGUUUCACUCUUUAGCUUGUGCUUUUUUUAGACAAAGGUGGCAUUUUCUGUUUUGAGACCUGUAAAGUUCAGAUUUAACUUGGGAGACUCGCCAUCUCGAAUCAGCUUAUCAAUUCAAUAUAGCUAUAAUUCGUCAUUCAUACAAUCCA